Manis javanica (Malayan pangolin) is the source of this 7325-nucleotide messenger RNA. RefSeq names its product adrenoceptor alpha 1A (gene ADRA1A). NCBI's taxonomy places the organism in Eukaryota, Metazoa, Chordata, Mammalia, Pholidota, Manidae. Gene Ontology annotation, cellular component: plasma membrane. The record is from RefSeq and is a predicted model, not a curated record. Gene Ontology annotation, biological process: adenylate cyclase-activating adrenergic receptor signaling pathway; positive regulation of cytosolic calcium ion concentration; positive regulation of MAPK cascade. Gene Ontology annotation, molecular function: alpha1-adrenergic receptor activity.
GGGAGCCGGACGUCGCCCGGCCCCUGCUGGGACCAUGGUGUUUCUCGCUGGAAAUGCCUCCGACAGUUCCAACUGCACCCACCCGCCGGCCCCGGUGAACAUUUCCAAGGCCAUUCUGCUCGGGGUGAUCUUGGGGGGCCUCAUCAUUUUCGGGGUGCUAGGGAACAUCCUAGUGAUCCUCUCCGUGGCCUGCCACCGGCAUCUGCACUCGGUCACUCACUACUACAUCGUCAACCUGGCGGUGGCCGACCUCCUACUCACCUCCACGGUGCUGCCCUUCUCCGCCAUCUUCGAGAUCCUGGGCUACUGGGCCUUUGGCAGGGUCUUCUGCAACAUCUGGGCGGCGGUGGACGUCCUGUGCUCCACCGCGUCCAUCCUGGGCCUCUGCAUCAUCUCCAUCGACCGCUACAUCGGCGUGAGCUACCCGCUGCGCUACCCCACCAUCGUCACCCAGAAGAGGGGCGUCAUGGCUCUGCUCUGCGCCUGGGCGCUCUCCCUGGUCAUCUCCAUCGGGCCUCUGUUCGGCUGGAGGCAGCCGGCCCCCGAGGACGAGACGGUCUGCCAGAUCACGGAGGAGCCGGGCUACGUGCUCUUCUCCGCGCUGGGCUCCUUCUACGUGCCGCUGGCCAUCAUCCUGGUCAUGUACUGCCGGGUCUACGUGGUGGCCAAGAGGGAGAGCCGCGGCCUCAAGUCCGGCCUCAAGACCGACAAGUCGGACUCGGAACAGGUGACGCUCCGCAUCCAUCGGAAAAACGCCCCGGUGAGAGGCAGCGGCAUGUCCAGCACCAAGAACAAGACGCACUUCUCGGUGAGGCUUCUCAAGUUCUCCCGGGAGAAGAAAGCGGCCAAAACGCUGGGCAUCGUGGUCGGCUGCUUCGUCCUCUGCUGGCUGCCUUUUUUCUUAGUGAUGCCCAUAGGGUCUUUCUUCCCUGACUUCAAGCCCUCAGAAACAGUUUUUAAAAUAGCAUUUUGGCUCGGAUACCUGAACAGCUGCAUCAACCCCAUUAUAUACCCGUGCUCCAGUCAAGAGUUUAAAAAGGCCUUCCAGAAUGUCCUGAGAAUCCAGUGUCUGCGCAGAAAGCAGUCUUCCAAACAUGCCCUGGGCUAUACCCUGCACCCUCCCAGCCAGGCCCUGGAGGGGCAGCACAAGGACCUGGUGCGCAUUCCAGUGCGAUCGGGAGAGACCUUCUAUAAGAUCUCCAAGACGGAGGGGGUCUGUGAGUGGAAAUUUCUCUCUUCCGUGCCCCGUGAAUCUGCCAGAAUCACAGUUGCCAAGGACCAGUCAGCCUGCACCACAGCCCGGGUGAGAAGUAAAAGCUUUCUGCAGGUCUGCUGCUGCAUGGGGCCCUCGACCCCCAGCCAUGGAGAGAACCAUCAAGUUCCAACCAUUAAGAUCCACACCAUCUCCCUCAGUGAGACUGGGGAGGAAGUCUAGAGGACAGGAAAGGUCAGAAGGAGGGGGGAAUGACCUUAGGCACCACUCCCCUUCCCACUCGGAAGGCCAGGCCACUUUCCUGGAUGACAAGACAGAACCACCAAAGGAGGCCCAUCUGGGAAUGGGGCGGGGGAGGGGACCCGACCCUGGCGGUGGGGAGGCUCGGGAAAGGAGGAAGAUGUCACACAGCCAUCCCGUUCAUGGUGAUGAUAAACAGCAUGUCCUUGAGGUUAACGCUCUCGUGGUCACCCUCAGAGCGUUCCACGUCUGGCCCUCGCAACGAAAACCACCAUGGGAAACAGAUUUUCAUACACAAUCCAGAAGACUAUAAAUAUAGGAUUAUGAUUUCAUCAUGAAUAUUUUGAGCACACGCUCUAAGUUUGGAGCUAUUUCUUGAUGGAGUGAGGGGAUUUUAUUUGCAGGCUGAGCUCACUGACAGCCACAUUGGAUAUUUACGAGGAGAGGGCCUGGACAGGGAGGGCCUUAAGAUGGUGGCCAGUAUCCAGGCACGUUAUUUUUAGAGCAAGUUUUAAACUCCGCCAUUUCUGUGCGUCCGGUUUCUUAGUCGGGUGAAACUUGACAGAGAGAUUUACCUUUUGCUGCAGUUUGACCAGGUACUGCUCCUGAUUCGCUAAGGAUGAGGGUGAGGGGCAUUCGUUAUAUCGUGAACUCUCAGAGGCCCAUCCUCUAUGCACGUGUCUAGGGAACUUUGAAAAAAACUAGUCAGGCAGAGGAUGCUUUUCUUAAUGGCAUACAGUACUGUCAUUUCUUCAACUUAGCCACUAGGGACAAAAUCCCAUUUAGUGGUGUCAAGAUCAGAUGGAGGACGGCGUCUCGUGUGACAUAUUUAAGGAUCAAGAGAUUGAGGUGGGGUGGGUGCUAAUUUCAUGCUAAUACAGAGGCUGCAAAAUUACUCCACAGCCUUUUUGACGUGGCCUAGAAAGGCCUUUCUUGGCAAAUCCACUUACCUUUUCCAUACCUUUUUCCAUUAUGAAAAUCUAGAGCUUGUAAUAUAUUGAAAGGGACAUCUUGAAUUCCAUCUUUUUCUUAGCUGCUUCACUAUUGCCUAACAAAUGAGGUUCAAGGUCUCAAAUGCAUGUGUAGCAUGCUGGAAUGAGCGUUAUGAUACAGACAUAUCCUUCCUGAACUCUGAAAGAUCCACGUGCUUAGCUUGGGAGGAUACUGACUGGUAUCCACUAAAGCAGGAGUCUGCAACGGUUUUAGACAGAAGCCCUUUUAUUCUGGUAAAAGAUCCAGUAACCCAUUCACUUUAUUCCCACUUUCCACAGGAACUUCGGGAAUGUGCAGCUUUUUGCUUCAUGUAUACCAAAUUUUGGUAAACCUUAAUAACUCUUUGAUAACAUCUUUAGUAAUAACUUUAGUGUAUUAUUAAAGAUGAAGAUGGUAACUAUAUGUAAAAAUGUAAAUAUUUUUCACAUUGCACAGUAAGAAUUUAGAUUAAGAUCUAUGUUUCUGGAAUAUUUCUUGCCUAGAAUUACUGGCCUAAAACUACUGACUAUUUCUGUGAUCUCUUCCCAUGAUUUGGGUAGUUUCCUUUAAAAACUUCAAAGCAGAUUGUAGCUGUUAUUUAACCUUCACAGCAAAGAUAGCGGCCCCAUUAUCCUUCCCUCUUCCCUUGCAGAAAAGUAAGAAUUUCCUCAAAUCCCUCAAAAAGGCUAAAAUACCUUUGCACACUGCCGUGAUGAGUAUGUUUGCAUGUAGAAUUGAGUUUGUUCAUUUGUUGAGCCUGGACAUAGAAUAUUAAUGCUUUCUCAGCCCUUUCUGCAGAAUGUAUUCUUGUUGGCCAGAUAGACACUCUGCCUGACAUUCAUAAUAUGGAUUCUGGCAUGAGAUGUUGGCUGGAUUUUUACACUCCACCGGUCUGUCUGUAUGUUCCGUAACAGCUGUACCAGAUGUGGGUAUCCUAUCAUGGAUGUAGGCAUUGGGAAAGAACUUGAACAUGCAAAGUUCGCUUCUCUUCUGUCCAGAUAGUAAAGAUAAGUUUCAUUGUUGAGAAGAGCAUCUUUCAAGAUCUGAAUUUUAAAAACCCCUAUUUGCCAGACUCCCCUUACAUGAAAAGCAUCCCAGUGAAAAGAACGGUAGUAGUUUUCCUUCAGCAAAAUCGGGCUCCAUGUUUGAAAUGAUCUCUAAACACCUUUACAGGCAAGUUUAAAUUUUAGAUAUUAGAAAGCUUAGGAUCACCAGGGAGCUAGCAGGAAUGCCACUUCUAAUCAAAAUAAACAACUAGAACAUCUUUUGCUCAUCAGAUAAAAGCCAUGACAAUUGUAUUCAUGUGAAACUAUCCAUAAAUAAUUUUCUGCUACACUUUCCUCCAAUCCCACCCCCACCAGAGAGGCAAACUUUAACAUUUUCUUCCUUUCCCAAAUAGGCUAUUAAGUAUAAACAUGCCAAUUUUACAAGAAAUUGAUAAUGUCACCCAAGACUUAGGCAAAGUGGAAUAAACAAUAUACAAGUUAUUUUUCACUCAUCCACAAAAAUCUCUGUACCUUUGAGUGUGCCAAAAACUAUCUAAAAUUGUCACAGUUAAACAAAUGAUUGUCAUGUUUAUACUCACAUGUUUACUGCUUCUAUUUGGAGUUUGAAGAAUUUACCCAGAGUAACAGUGGUCAAAAUGUUUUCUCUAAUGUGUUAUAAAAAGCAGCUGCUUUGGGACUGUCUACACAUCAUGAAAAAUCAACUUGACAUGGGAUAGGUGAAAUUUGAGUUUCUUCUGCGAGCCAGAUAAAUUGCAUUAACAGAGAUCUCAAAUAUGUUUACUCAAAACUAUCCCCAAACUAUUACAAGGAUUCCAGAAGAGAAUUUUACUUGUCACCUUUCUUUCCUUUGCCUCUGUCGUGUCUUAUCCAAGACCACCCUGCCUGUAAUCAGUGUGUGCUGACACUCUCUCACUGUCAGCUUGGGUUGACCCAUCCAUGGUAGGCAAUAAUAUUUGAGUACCUAAAUAUAUUCUUAAGGCUUUUUUUGUUGGGUUCUACUGUGUACCAGGCAUCAGCAGGGCAUUUUACACCCAUUGUCUCUAAACCUCAUAGCAAUUAUACAUUUUAAGGUAAAAAUAUGACAGGAUUGAAGACUCACUCAAGGCCAAGGAGGAGCAAUGAUCCAGACGUGGGUGUCCCUGACGCUGAAGUCGGCAGCACCCCUGCGUCAUAAAUGGGAGAGUCCCCCAGUUAGGACUGGGUUUCCUGAAGACACUAAGCCAUACCAGCCUGCCAAAUCUCCCUCCUAAGCCAAGCCCAAGAGCAGGCCUCCAAUUCUAUCAGACCACACCACGGUUUCAGGGGAUAAUGGCCUAGAAUGCCACUCAGGGCUUGCCAGAAGGAUCAAUUUUUUUAGAUUGGGAGAAAAUGGACAUAAAAAGAGAAUAUAGAAGAAAGAGGCUGCUUUGACCUAGAACAGCGAGCAAGACACAGUUGUGGAUAUGAAACACAUUGUGUAGUACGUUCAAGUUAUUGACUACCACCCACAGUUAAUCAGCACACUUCCAGGAAGCAUAUCCCUUUUCAAAAUAAUUAAAACCAGAUACCACGUCACUCUCACCUUGUAUUCCAACAUGAUUUUUUUUUUUAGUUGUACAAACAGAGAGAAGGAAUGAUAGGUGUUUCACGGGGAGUUACACAGAGCCCAGAGAUGUGUGAAAUGUGAAUUUCAUGUCUCAGCAUGGGGAAACGGUUUGGAAUGCUGAGCUCCAGGCAGCCAGAGACCUAGACCAUCUGAAAAACGAAGAAUCGGUUGGCAGCUGUGGCUUCUUAUUAGAGGGCGUGCAAGUGCUCCUGGAUUUCCUUUUGCAGUGGAAGCCUUAUGUGCCAAGCAUCUUGACUGCCCGCACCCCUAAAAGCAAACCAGCACGCAGACCUUCCAGCCAGGAGGCUUCAUGGUGUGGCCUGGGGGUAAGAACAUUUCCAGAACUGUUUGCGGGGGCAGGUGAUUGCUCACUCUGUCAUCACAGCGGCUUGAUCACAGCUUGACAAACAUUCCCACUUGCUUCUGGGGCUGGUUCCUCUCAGGUCCUCCUGCCUAAAGAGCUGCUGCCUCUGUCGUCUGAUGAUUUGUUGGCUUAAUUAAGGGAAGAGCUCUGCUCAUCCGCGAAGGGAAGAGGGAGCCCGAGCGCACGGAAGGUAAGCACUGCAAGCAAAACCAGGGUGACUAACACGAAGGCAGAGGCAUCAGAGGUACGCUGAGUUGCUACUCUGAUUCCUUUUCACACCACUAGGACUUUAAACCAUGAAACCACCUGCAUACAGCUCCAUUCGAACCCAGCUGGAAUGCUGAUGGCACGUGCUCCUUGCCUUUGAACCGUGCCAUGGAGCAGGGCUGAGCUCAGGCAGCUGUGAGGUCCACUGUGUUCCAGGAGCAAUGGCAGCAGUGGCCUCCUGGCCCUCCCAAGUCCCUGCAAGAUGCGUGAGUGGAGAUGCCGGUGGGGCCAGCAUGGCACAAGCAAGCUAGGAUUUCAGCAGAGGACACCUGGGCCCUUGCCAGUGCUCUGAUCAGCAUUACUUCAUCCGUGCCCCCCAGACCCACAUGCCCAGGGGCUGAGGAUGGACCUUAUCUGCUCUGCGCAGGAAAAUGGACUUUCUUCUUUGCUACUGCAGUGUGGAUCACUGAGUCUCCCACCGGAAAGGAAGGUUCAGGCAGUGGGGACAACAGUGCUGAGGAGAAGGGGAAAGACUCACCACAGACAUUGCUCAAAGCAGAAUGGACGGGUUGGUAAUAUUUUGCUGCAACUGAUAAGCAAGAAACUGCUCUAGAGCUGGUUGCUUAUUCAAUUCUGAAGACAAAAUAAUUAUCAUGCCUUUCUGUGUGUCUCAGGAGUUAUUAUAUCAUGUUCCAUCCAUAUCACAGUCAACAUAACCACAAUAUAAGCUGGAAAUUAUUAUUCCUGAACUAUGAGAAAUACAGAUGGAAUCAGGUAAAGCAAUCAAAGAGCAAAUUUACACUGUAUUUGGAGAAAAAAAUAAUUAAGGUGCUGACCUAUUAAAAAGUCUGGGUGCCCUAGGGGCUUGAAUAGAAAAGAAGCUGGGACAGCAAAUCCCAACAGUGUUAGUAUCUCCUUCCGCAUGUGUAGGACUUGAUACUUGUCAAACUGAUUUUGCCUAAUUCAAAUCACUGCUGUGAGGUAGAAAGAGAGGAACAGAUUAUAAUCUGUACUUAGGAUUUCAAGAAAUGAUAAGGGAUAGGGAGAGAUUUAAGGAUUCUUUGAAUAACCCAAAUCCAGCCUCUGAUUCCUUUUUCCGUGACGCCUUCUGUAACCCCAAGGUCUGCCGUGUUGCUUGAGACCCCGACUUUCAUAUUUCACUCGUUCGUCUCUGGUCCAUGUUCCCAGCUCUGUCUGCACCUCCUUUCCGGUCAUAUCUCUGCCGUUGGCUGGGCAGCACAAGUCUGUUCCAGGAACUGAGUGCAUAUCUGUCUAUGCUUCUCUCCUUGGCUAAAAGGCAAGCAGAUGUAAUUCUGUUCUUUCUCCUUAGAUAGGCAGCAGCAGAGCUAAGGAAAUAAGCAGAGCAGAGGGCUUUUGGCUGUCUCAAAGGGGUGACUUGUAAGGCAAAGCCAUCAGUGUUUGACACCUUAAGGACCCCAGGAAAGCGCACGUCCCAUAGGGAGUUCCAGAGCGCCCCUUCCCGGCGGGCCUGAGCAGUGUUUGUCAUCCUGAUUGUCAUGGUCAGCGAGCUGCUCACUUCUUGUCCGGCACCAGGCCUUGCAUUUGGCAUGAAAAAUACAGAAGGGCACACACUGUCCCCAGCUUGCCAGCUGAGUGUGUUCCAAGCUCAUCUGUGCGUUCCAGGUCAAGGAUGCCAGUUUCCAAGGGGCAUUGUUAUAAAUGGGGGAGGGGAAGAUGUUCCCAGAUGAACCAGAAAAUAAAAAUCUAUUUAAUGUA